Branchiostoma floridae (Florida lancelet) is the source of this 1701-nucleotide messenger RNA. RefSeq lists its product as uncharacterized. The transcript is spliced from 5 exons. The record is from RefSeq and is a predicted model, not a curated record. NCBI's taxonomy places the organism in Eukaryota, Metazoa, Chordata, Leptocardii, Amphioxiformes, Branchiostomatidae. The coding region runs from base 1 to 1701 and encodes 566 amino acids.
AUGGCUGAUGGAACAGCAAGACAACCACUGCCAGGUGAUGAAGGCCAGCAGACUCCAGCUGAGGCUGAGAGAGAGGUACACGAACUGCAGCCUAGACAGGCUGGACAACAACGGCCCCAAGCACCGGGACAAGAAAACGUGGCCCAGCCGCCAGCACUGCAGAUGGCUGUAGGGAAAGUAGGGGAUUUUUUCGGAGGAGCGAUCAUCAGGAUCCAGAGCCAAGCCCUCGCAGCAGCGGGCCUCGUGGGAGGCCUUGUGGCAGGAUCAUCUGGUGCAGCUGCGUUCGCAGCCAGCAAGGUUACGGAUUCCCCUGGGGCCAUUGUGGGAGCAGGUUUGGCUACAGGCCUGGCUACAGGAGUGACGACCCUGGCAGCCUUCUACUUGGCUAACAAGCAACAAACAGAGGAAGCCCUCCGAAGGGCGGUAGAGCGGGAACGGCACAUUCAAGUAGAAGAGAUAGAGGAAGGGUCACUUCUAGUGAGGGUCAAGUUUCUAACACUGGCUGGGUACUGGGUGAUGCGCAGCUUGAACGAGAGAAUCCACGCGGGGACCGACCGCACCUGUCUGCAGCUGCUACUGGAGGAUGAGCUGCAGAGGAUCGGCUGGACCGGACCGAUCCAAGUGGGGCUGGAGGGGUGGUGGUUUGCUGAGGAGGAGGGACAGGAGGAGGAGGAGGAGGCAGGGAUGGAGCAGGAGGAGAGAUGGGAGUGGGCAGGGAUGGGGGAGAAACAGUCAGUACCAGGCAGUGUGACAACAGAAGGAGACUCAGGCCUGCCUGAAGACGUGUCCUCUGUAGCAGCCAUGUCCAUCUCUUCAGCUGGAGAGGUGGAGGAGGGGCCACUCAAGCCGUCCAGAGCCAGCCUACAGAAGCACAAGGACUCACCAACAGCACAACGUUACAUCAAGGCCUACAGGUCCUGGGAGGAAGGAGCAGAAAUCCUGACAAGUAGUGGGUACUCAGAUGUGGCGGGAGUGAAGGCCUUGGUACUUGGAUUCAUGCAGCGUGACACAGUACCAUCAUAUCACACAAGUACAGUACUGUAUGAACAGUCAUGGUUAAACCUGAAUAAAGCCCAACUGAAGAAGCUGACGAUCUCCCAGCUACAAGCUGACCCCACGGACAGCACCUGUCUGCUGCUGACAGCCCUACAGCUGCCACAUGGAGACAGCCGGGUGCAGACCCUGCAGCAGGUGGUUGAUGCUGUCCUACAGCACGGACCUGGAGACUGGCUGUACCAACACCUGCACCACAUCUACCUCUACCUGGGGUGGACCAUAUGGGAGGCAAGUCCUAAGCCAAAGCCAACAAUGAUGUCAAAGCUUUUCAAGAGGUCUGACCUACCAACUACAAAUCUGUCUGCUCUAGCCAAAGCCCUGUCUGCCAUGGCGAGUUCCCUUAUGUACAAACAGGACCAUUUGGAGACUGUGUACUCCACAGCCCUACUGUCUAAGGAAGUGUCUGAGACAGAAGCAAUCAGACAGUUGGAGCACUUCCUCAGGCUGGCACCAGAGUGUGAUUGGUUUGUGCCACUUGCUCACUACCGCCUGACCACCCUGUACGGACAUCAGCAGGACAGGCAGAAGGUGAUUCACCACUUCACCACAGGGCAGCAGAGGGAGGCCAACAGGCUACCUGUGUUUCCUGAGGUCCCCAAACACACCAAAGAUCCUGCUAGAAAGGCAUAUGAACAGUUUAACUGA